This is a messenger RNA of Kogia breviceps (pygmy sperm whale), 757 nucleotides long. RefSeq names its product histone H2B type 1-M-like. Gene Ontology annotation, molecular function: DNA binding; structural constituent of chromatin; protein heterodimerization activity. Gene Ontology annotation, cellular component: nucleosome. The record is from RefSeq and is a predicted model, not a curated record. Lineage: Eukaryota; Metazoa; Chordata; Mammalia; Artiodactyla; Physeteridae.
GUUUUCCGGGCAGUGGGCCUCCGCGGUCUCUGGAACAAACACCCUGAAACUCGUGCCCAGGCAGCAGCGUCUGGUGCUUCCAGGCGGCUUGAGAAGGACUAGGUUUCGGAGCCUCCAACCUGACAAAGAUGGACAAGGUGGAGACAGAAUUCCCAGGCAGCAGGAUGGUAAACAAGUGCAGAUCUGAGAAACAGCCUGCUGACCUUUGGUAACGUGUAUAGUAACAGCAGUUUUGGACAUUUCUAUGGAGAUAUUCUCAAGCUCAGUGAUCCUUUGCUCAGCUGCGUCCCAUCCACUGUUUUUCGCCAUGCCUGAGUCGACCAAGUCCACUCCUGCCCAGGAGAAGGGUUCCAAGAAGGCGGUGACCAAGGCCGAAAAAAAAGAUGGUAAGAAGUGCAAGCGCAGCCGCAAGGAAAGCUACUCGGUGUACGUGUACAAGGUGCUGAAGCAGAUCCACCCGGACACCGGUAUCUCGUCUAAAGCCAUGGGCAUCAUGAAUUCGUUCGUUAACAUUUUCGGGCGCAUCGCGGGCGAGGCGUCGCGCUUGGCGCAUUACAAGCGCUCGACCAUCACUUCCAGCGAGAUCCAGACGGCCGUUCGCCUGCUGCUGCCCGGCGAGCUGGCCAAGCACGCCGUGUCUAAGGGCACCAAGGCUGUCACUAAGUACACCAGCUCCAAGGGAGUCACUGAUUGCAGAGCGAUUGAUCAGACUUUCUCACACCCAAUAGCUCUUUUCAGAGCCACGUACACUUUCUGA